Rhopalosiphum padi (bird cherry-oat aphid) is the source of this 1398-nucleotide messenger RNA. RefSeq names its product aspartate aminotransferase, cytoplasmic-like. The record is from RefSeq and is a predicted model, not a curated record. Gene Ontology annotation, cellular component: cytosol. Gene Ontology annotation, biological process: L-aspartate biosynthetic process. Bases 16 to 1230 code for a protein of 404 amino acids. The transcript is spliced from 8 exons. Lineage: Eukaryota; Metazoa; Arthropoda; Insecta; Hemiptera; Aphididae. Gene Ontology annotation, molecular function: L-aspartate:2-oxoglutarate transaminase activity; pyridoxal phosphate binding.
UAUACUACAAAAAUCAUGGUUCAAUUCAACGAUGUCCCGGUAGUGGGUCAGAAUGGAUAUAUUGAAGUUGAUACUGCUUUCCAUAAUGACACUUCUCCUCUAAAAGUAGAUCUUGUCUUUGGAACUUUCAGAUCGGAAGAUGGUAGUCUAUAUUUGUUACCUGUGGUUAAGAAAGCAGAAAACAUGGUUGUAAAUGAUACUUCAAGUCACGAUUACUUAUCCCCUACAGGAAUUGAAGGUUUUACAAAAUCAGCAUGCAGGUUAUUGUUAGAUGAUAUUGAAAAACAGUGGAAAGACGGAAUGAUAUUUGGUGUUCAGUGUGUUGGUGGAGCUGGAGCCCUAAAAAUAGGUGCAGAAUUUCUAUCGCGACAUAUGAAUUGCACAACUGUUUAUUAUCCUGAUCCAUCAUAUGAAAUACAUGGAACCGUAUUCUCGUUUAGUGGAUUUCAAAACAUACUCCAAUACCGUUAUCUGAAUAGGGAAACUAAAUUAAUUGAUUUUGAAGGAUUUUGUGAGGACAUUUCUAAUGCUCCGAUCGACUCGGUCAUAAUAUUGCAUGCAUGUGGUCAUAAUCCAACUGGUUUAGACCUUACUAAAGAACAAUGGAAAAUUAUUGCUGAAAUAAUGAAAGAACGUCAAUUGAUACCAUUCUUUGACAUCGCGUAUCAAGGAAUGGCGUCUGGAGAUAUUGAAGAAGACACCUGGGCUAUUCGUCAUUUCCAUAAAGAAGGGUUUGAAUUUCUCUGCGCACAAUCAUUUUCCAAGAUGUUUACUAUGUACAACGAACGAGUUGGUAAUUUGAUGGUUGUACUAAAAUCUGGUUUUAAUAUUGAGAGUCUUAAAGUCCACUUCGAAAGAAUCGUUAGAAGUAUCUAUUCAAAUCCUCCAAACCAUGGUGCCAGGACCGUUUCCAAAAUAUUAUCCGACCCCGAACUAUACGACGAAUGGUCAAACAGUUUCAAAGCUAUGGUUAAUCGAAUUAUUGAAAUAAGAAAAACUUUUCGAAAAGCACUCGAGGAAGAAGGCGCCCCUGGAAAAUGGAACCACGUAACAGAUCAAAAGGGAAUGUUUAUAUUGUUAAGCUUAACCGACAGUCAAGUGGAAUACUUGAGGUAUUUUCAUCACAUUUAUAUGGUUAAUUGUGGCCGUAUAAAUGCUACUGGACUGAAUACGAAAAAUAUUAGUUAUGUUGCUAAAGCAAUUAAUGAUACAUUAAGGAAAAAUAUAUAAAAUUAUACUAUGCAGUAGCGUACUAUUGGAUGGGGUUUUGAAGACAACCCUCACCGAAAAUUUUUAGGAAGUAUUAAUUUCUCAUGAUAUGUAUUAUUAUUAUUAUUAUGAUAUUUUUAUUUUUAGUUAAUAAUAACGGAAAAUUAAAAUAUAUUGUACCUAUUUGAA